Molecule: messenger RNA, 641 nt
Organism: Neopelma chrysocephalum (saffron-crested tyrant-manakin)
Lineage: Eukaryota; Metazoa; Chordata; Aves; Passeriformes; Pipridae
Product: cyclin-dependent kinase 16-like
Exons: 7
Biological process (GO): exocytosis; protein phosphorylation; neuron projection development
Cellular component (GO): cytoplasm; nucleus; synaptic vesicle
Molecular function (GO): protein kinase activity; ATP binding
Source: RefSeq, a predicted model, not a curated record
UGUACAAAAUGUCAGGGUGAAGGGGUCUAGGGGGGUCAUCAGCAUGCACAAUGUCAGGCUGUUCCUAUUCCAGCUGCUGCGGGGCCUCGCGUUCUGCCACCGGCACAAGGUGCUGCACCGCGACCUCAAGCCCCAGAACCUCCUGCUCAGCCGCCGCGGGGACCUCAAGCUCGCCGACUUCGGCCUGGCCCGAGCCAAGUCCAUCCCAACCAAGACGUACUCGAGCGAGGUGGUGACGCUGUGGUACCGCCCGCCCGACAUCCUGCUGGGCUCCACCGAGUACUCCACCCAGAUCGACAUGUGGGGCGUCGGCUGCAUCUUCUCCGAGAUGGUGACGGGGCGGCCGCUGUUCCCCGGGGCCACUGUGGAGGAGCAGCUGCACUUCAUCUUCCGCCUGCUGGGGACCCCGACGGAGGAGACGUGGCCGGGGAUCGGGGCCAACCCUGAGUUCCGGGCCCACAAGUACCCGCUGUACCCGCCCGAGGGGCUGCGGCACCACGCCCCACGGCUGGACCACGACGGCGCUGACCUGCUGGGGCAGCUGCUGCAGUUCGAGGGGCGACGGCGGCUGCCGGCGGCGGAGGCCAUGGCUCACCCCUUCUUCGGCUGCCUGGGCCCGCGGGUCAGCGCCCUGCCCGACA